AUGGGAGUAGAACAUGAGACACUGAAACAAGGAGAUGGAACAACCUUUCCGAAAAAUGGACAAACAGUCACAGUGCACUACACCGGCACACUGACGGAUGGAAAGAUAUUUGACUGCUCGAGGGCUCGGGGAAAGCCUUUCUCAUUCAAGCUUGGAGCCAGCCAAGUGAUUCGUGGCUGGGAUGAAGGAGUGGCCAAGAUGAAUCUUGGCGAGGUAGCCAUUUUGACCUGUUCACCAGACUACGCCUAUGGCGCGAGGGGAUACCCACCGCUCAUCCCAAGCAACUCCACUCUCAUCUUUGAAGUGGAGCUGCUGAAAAUAGAUUCCUGAACCUUGAACAUCAUGAUGGAAAU
This is a messenger RNA of Myripristis murdjan (pinecone soldierfish), 353 nucleotides long. RefSeq names its product peptidyl-prolyl cis-trans isomerase FKBP1A-like. Gene Ontology annotation, cellular component: cytoplasm. Gene Ontology annotation, molecular function: peptidyl-prolyl cis-trans isomerase activity. Bases 1 to 330 code for a protein of 109 amino acids. Gene Ontology annotation, biological process: protein peptidyl-prolyl isomerization. The transcript has 4 exons. The record is from RefSeq and is a predicted model, not a curated record. NCBI's taxonomy places the organism in Eukaryota, Metazoa, Chordata, Actinopteri, Holocentriformes, Holocentridae.